Messenger RNA from Lemur catta (Ring-tailed lemur), 8307 nucleotides. RefSeq names its product potassium inwardly rectifying channel subfamily J member 15 (gene KCNJ15). Gene Ontology annotation, biological process: potassium ion import across plasma membrane; regulation of monoatomic ion transmembrane transport. Gene Ontology annotation, molecular function: inward rectifier potassium channel activity. The transcript has 4 exons. Gene Ontology annotation, cellular component: plasma membrane. The record is from RefSeq and is a predicted model, not a curated record. NCBI's taxonomy places the organism in Eukaryota, Metazoa, Chordata, Mammalia, Primates, Lemuridae. Bases 5809 to 6939 code for a protein of 376 amino acids.
AGCAUACACUUUCCCGUUUGACAAAGUCAGAUUUUACAGUUGCCCUAGCAAAGUGUACAUGCAGUGCUGGCAAAUUAGGAUAUCAGGCUGGCAUUAACGCUUCCUUUCUCAAACUAACUUUUUAACAUUUAACAGCUGGCUACAAAAGAGCUGAGGACACAGAAGGGAAUGGGGUGACCAGCUGUCGCAGUGUGCCUGGAACUGAGGGAUCUCCUAGGACGCAGGACUGUCGGCGUGCAGGGCGGUCGGGGAAGCUGGAAGGGUUGGUCGCCCUACAGAAGAAUAACUUGGAGGUAAUGUUUUUAUGAAGUAACUCUUGCAUUUUCAGAUAAUUUUUGUGCCAGCUCAUUCAAGAAGAGUGAGCCAGCCCUAAAAUAGCCUCAACGUCUUCCUGAGAAGGAAUUCUUUGUGUUGGGGAUGGUGGUGGGAAAACGGGGAGCCCCUGGGGGUUGGGGGGCUGGAGGUUGCUCUCUGUCUCAUUGGCUGCUCCCAGGGGACAAGGACAGACAGGUGAUUCUACAACCAAAGACAUUUUUUCCUGUGAUUCUUGCUGUCUAAACUCUGUGAGGCUAAGGUUAGAGCUACCCUGUAAGGUUGUCCCAGAGGUCAGAGCACUGGCUCUUCUACCCUUUACUUAAACAAUCUUUAAUUAUUUGCCCUGUGCUUUUUUUCCUGGAAUGUCUACAACCUUUCUUUGUCUCCACUUUGGGAAUCCUGCAGGUUGCACUCCAUUGUUUUCUCCUAGGGAAGCCAACCUCCAAACUCCUGGGCAGAGUUUAUUGCCUUUGCUGUGGGCUUCUAGAAUGUUUUCUCCUAUGGCACUGAGCACACUUUAUCACGAUCAGCUAUUCGUCCACCCUUCUGCUGAACUACAGUUUGCUCCAGGGCAGGGACUCGAGGAGGGGGGUGUCUUUGUAACCCAGCAAAGAGAAGGCAAAGAGAAGACACAGAUUGAUUUAGUUACUAAUCAAACUAAAUUGACAUGGUAUCGAUAACAAAGGGUUCUGUGAGUGACAAGAAAGCCCUGCUAGGGUCCUGCUGGUAAAAGACCACGUGCACAAUAAAAUCACGUGCACCUUAAAUUGAAUUCCAAAUGUUAGUGCUGUGAUUCACAAUUUUAUUUUGAGUGGGAAAUAGUGGGAUGGAGGAGGGGAGGGAAGGCUGAGGGGUCGGGGGCCAUCAUGAUAAGAGGUAGCAGCUGUGCCUCCACCGUGGCAGGGAAACCGUUCCAGCGUCCACAGGAUAAGCAACUGUAGCCGAUGCUUUUGGUGGUCUGCCCAGGUCCCCCUGGAUCCCCUUCACUGCUGCGGGUGCCCAUCCGAUGUUUCCAGGUGUGCACUGGUCCUAACGGUCUGCAGCCCACACCUUCUUCCUGAGCUGGCGGGAAACUGUGAGAGCCUCUUCUGUUGCAGAUGCAGGAAGCUCGUGCCCUAGAGAAAUUGCAUGAUCCUUCCCUUCCACCCUCAACCGAAGACUGAGGCAGGGUCUUGAAAGCCCAGCUCCCGUACCCAGGCUGCCAUUUUCACCCCAGAACUGCCUCCAGGGUCAGGCAGGGACUAGACCUUGUCCUAAAAUUGUUCCCUUGCUUCUUCCCUCCCCUGAUUUGCUUCCCCCAUACCCCUUUGGGUUUCUUUGAGGAGCACGUCUCUAAUAAACUGCACAUGGCUCCUUGUCUCAACAUCUGCUUCCAGAGAACCUACCCCAAGACAAGAUUUUAGUGUUGUGGCUUCCUAAGGCUUCUUGGUAGAAAGCCCAGAGUUAGCAGGUCCUCGGCUCUGACCUGCAGAGUCUCGGAAGGAUGCACGUGGACACACCUCGUUCCCCACGCUCACCUGCAUUUCAAGGGAACAUUUCAAAUGCCUCAUGGGGGUGGUGGACGCAAGCUGGAGGCAGCUGGCCACAUCGUGCUCAGCCUGCAGAGGGGCCUUUAAGCUGGUGGAGUCAUAGGAGAUUCCGGUGAAGUUUUAAGAACUGAUGUAAACUUCUGUAAAUAGCUCCAUAUCAAACCCAACCUAAAUAGAAUUGAUUCAAAGGUAAAAAUGUAAUUUUUCCUCUCAUCACACUUCAAGGAUUUUUUAUGUCUUGAUUCAAGCCAAGAUGAAAAUUGGAAGUACUACAGUAUUUUUUUUUUUCUUUUUUGAAAAUUAUUCUUGGGAAAUGGCUCUCUUGAAAAAGUUGGUUCUUAUGAACUUUCUGCAUAGUAUUCAGGUGUCUUUUCAGAACUUCGGAUACAAAUAGAGACUUUAGAUGUAUAUUUUAUUCAAAUUGACAUGUAAGAAUCUUGCUUUCAAUUAACUGAGCAAAAAGAAAGAAACAUUAUUACCUGAUUUACUGUUACUAAACAGUCAAUCAUACUUGUUUUCAUUUUAAGCUAAAAAAUCAGUAACAUUAUUAGCCAUCUCCAAUUAUGAAAUGAUUAUUUAUGUUAUUUCAGGUAAUCUAAUAUAGUAAAUUCCCCACCCUACCCCUUAGAGGCAGGUUAUCGUGCAGAUUUUACUCUCUGGCUGGGAGGGAGAUCGGGUGACAAAAAACAUUUUUUGUCGGUAUUAAUAGUUUGUCCUAUUUUCUUGGAAAUUUCCAGAAAUACCUGGACAGAUCAUUCAAUUAUUAAAACAUGCAGAACAAAGUCUAUCCCCUGUGACCGAAGUCUCAUAGAUCUCAUAGAUGCUUAAUCUAGAAUUUUCCCACUCACCUCUCAACCCUUUAGACGUUUAUACUGCCUCACCUCCUUGUGUGAAUUCUGUCAGAUCUGUAACCUCAAGACUUAAUUGCUGACAUUAUCACCAAAUGAAAAAUAACAAAAUCAGGUAAACACCACCAAAAUAUUGUCUUAGAAGAACAUUGUCUCAGCAUGUAAGUUUUAAAUGGAUUCAUGCUACUUUGGACUCAUUUUCUUCUCUCAUCGUCUUUAAGACUCUGUUAUAAAGGAAUAUCAGCUCUACUGUGCAUGAUCGUGCAAGAACUAUACUUGCCAGAGUAUUAAACUAUGAUUACAAUUCAUGGAGUGUAUUGCCUGAUGCCCCGAGGAAUCUGUACGUGCACAUGUAUACCCACAACAGACAAACUCGAGAAAAAUGGACAAUAAUGGAAAAUGCAUGGACUGAAAUGCACAGAGUGGUUCUGGGCUUCAAGUCACUGCUUUGCAGCCUGGUGACUUUGAGCAAAGCACUUACCUUCUUUGGCUUCCAUUCCUUUACCCUUAAAACAUGAUUAAUUGUGCCUACAUUUUGGUCUGAGCAUCAGAUUAAUAAUGUUUCUGAAAGAGCUUCGUAAAUUGAGAAAGAGUAUUCAAAUGUUUACUAGGUGAAGUUUAUUAACUAAAGCCACUGCUGAAAAUACUCAUUAAAUAUAAGAAGAUAAAGAUCAAUUUUAACAAAUGAUAUCCUCCAUUUAUAGUUUUUUGUCAAUCCAUUUGACAAACACAUAUUCGUUGAGGGACUGUGAUGCGCCUGGUAUCGCUGGGAGGAUGCUCGCUGAACGAGACAGGUGCGGUUGAGCUCUGAAAUGGAACACAGGCAGUAAACGAUAAAGACGACAACUUCAGACAGUGCCAAGUGACGUACAAAAUAAAAGGGUGUCUUGAGGCACAGAGUUGAAUCGGGACCAUGUUAGACGAGACCCCCCUGGAGAGGUACUGUUUAGGCUAAGACCUGAACGGUGAGUCGGGCCGGUGAAUGCAGAUUGGAGGGGACCACUCCAGGCAGGGGAGACAGCCCCUGCCACCCAUCUAAGGUGGGAUAUGGCCAGAGCCUUUAGUGUCGAGCUUUUCCUCUUUCAUUGCCCUUUGCCUCUGUAUUUACCUGGUUUGUAAUAUCCUCGUGUGCAGUCUGUCUGAUUCUAGGCUGCUGGAGUAAGAUGGCACCAGCUUUAAGAAGUCCAACCCUUGCGUGGCUUCUUCAUUCUCCACCGCCUGAGCCCCUGGGGGCCCCGUGUCUUUUCUCAGGGGCCACCACUUACACUCCCAGGCUGAAAAGAAGCCUGUUGCUUUCAAGGAAAGAAGGGGACAGAAGGGAAGGCGACCAAGGUGUAUUAUUCCCAUUGGGGAAACGAAAAUGGAAUGAUUUAUGCUCUAGGCUUUGAGUCAGGAGAGAGGGGGAGGAGAAAAUAGGGAGGUCUCAGCCCUUCCCCCCAAAAGCAGAAUAACACCUCACCCCUUCAUGUCCCCAUUUAGUUCGAGCCCCCAGAACUGCAGCAGCUGUCCCCAGGGUAAAGUGUGGGGCCCGGAACUCAGGGGAGAGGAAGUAUCACUUGUCUCCAGCAAACGCAAGACACUCACUCUUCACCCUGUCCCCUCCAAUUUAAACCAGAUGCAGCGGCCUGGCCUUGCCGAGGUGCCUCUGCAGCGACAUGUGAAUGUACCAUCAUCUCCUUUUUGACAGAGAGUCCUUGCUUCUCCUAGUGUUGCCUUUGGACCAAUACAGGGGCUCCCGUUAGGGAAAGCUCCUGUGGGAAACGCAUCCCAUCUGUUAGUACUGACCAGGGCCCCGCUCACUGUGAGCCUCAGGCCGGCGUCCUUGACAUGGUGGCUGCAAGAUCACCUGGUGUAGGAAGGACACACAACCACAUUCCUAAAAGAAGCUCGUGCCUUCAGUUCCAGAGACCAAAAGAUCUCCCCUUCGAUGUCUGCUUCAAGGAUGGAAUUCUGACCAUUUCUCAUAAAAAUGCCAGACUCUGUACAAGAAUGCUGGAACCCGGAUUCCAACAUGUAUCCCCAAGCCCAAUUUUCAUGACCCAGAAGAAUCUAGUUUUACCCAUGUCCAUCUGACUUCUUUACAUUUUUCCAUCAGUGAAAAUGGAGGCGAUAAAAAACAAAAAAAUAAACAAAAAAAAAACCAACCCAGUCAUAAGAGGACUGAGCUGAAAUCAGGAGUUGCUGUCUGACAUUUUGCUCAGGUGUAUUUGACACAGGUAUGGUGGGUACGGGCUCGUCCUGGUUCCCCCAGAAGGCAGGGAGUCCUGCUAACAUGUUGGGGUGGGGAGGAAACAAGAAGGGAGAACGCAGGGUAAUGCGAGCUGGUUAGGAAAGCUAAUCUGGUUAUUUAUCUAAAGUUUACUUAGGCAAAGGGAUCUUAAAAAGGCUUUGAUAAGAGUGGCCAAAGUUUCUUCAAAGAUUAACUGGCAUUUUUAUAAAGGGCAUCAGUUUUCUCUUAGACAGGUGUUUGGAGAGUUCAGGACAGGGUGCCCAUCAGAACCUUGUGCUGGUCUGUAGAUUUCCCUAAGUCCUUGAGACACACUGCUGACAUCAUGGACUCUUUUCUCAGAUUCCUUCUCUCUCUCUCUCUCUCACUUUCUCUCCUUUCCUCCCUCCCUCCUUUUCCGUCCCUCCCUCCUCCGCACAAUCUCUCCCAAUCUCUUUCUUUCUGUCUUCAGUUCCUUCAGGUAAUUCCAACUCAAACUUGUACCAACUUGUUUUUGACUGACAGUGAACAGCACGAGCGCUUUCUUCAUUUUGAGAAACGCUGAACACCUAUCUCUCCCAGCAACCUGCAUGGACCGAGCAUUUCUCUGCCUUGUCAUAGCCUCACAUCUAGCGUUCGCCGGUCUUUGCAGGUAAGAGGCAGUAGCAGAACCCCAUGGUAGCCAGGCGGGUGAAGGGGAGCGAAAACGUGUCUACCUGCCUUGAAGAAGACACCUUCUGACCUGCCACGUGAGUGAUCAGGGGAAAUUUACUUCAGUCACAGGGCAGGUACUAUAAAAUGCUGGCAGCGCCGUGGUCAGCUUGUUCCUGGCUGUGACCACAGGGCAGAGUGUUCCCUGGGGCUGAGUGUGGUGCCCAGCGCUUGUUCUAGGUGACCCUGCAGGCUGGCGAUGGACGCCAUCCACUCCAGCAUGUCCGGCGCGCCCCUGGUGAAGCCCACGGCUGCGGGGGCCGGACUCAAGGCCAGCAGACCCCGCGUCAUGUCCAAGAGUGGGCACAGCAACGUGAGGAUCGACAAAGUCGACGGCAUUUACCUGCUCUACCUGCAAGACCUGUGGACGACCGUCAUCGACAUGAAGUGGAGAUACAAACUCACCCUGUUCGCCGCCACUUUCGUGAUGACCUGGUUCCUCUUUGGGGCCAUCUACUAUGCCAUCGCGUUCAUUCACGGGGACCUGGAACCCGGCGAGCCUGUCUCGAAUCACACCCCCUGCAUCAUGAGAGUGGACUCCCUCACCGGGGCCUUUCUCUUUUCCCUGGAGUCCCAGACAACCAUCGGCUACGGCGUGCGCUCCAUCACCGAGGAGUGCCCUCACGCCAUUUUCCUCCUGGUGGCUCAGCUGGUCAUCACGACCCUGAUCGAAAUCUUCAUCACGGGCACCUUCCUGGCCAAAAUCGCAAGACCCAAGAAGCGGGCGGAGACCAUCAAGUUCAGCCACUGUGCGGUGAUCACCACGCAGAACGGGAAGCUGUGCCUGGUGAUCCAGGUGGCCAACAUGCGCAAGAGCCUGCUGAUCCAGUGCCAGCUCUCGGGCAAGCUCCUGCAGACCCAUGUCACCAAGGAGGGCGAGCGCAUCCUCCUCAACCAAGCCACCGUCAAAUUCCACGUGGACUCCUCCUCCGAGAGCCCCUUCCUCAUUUUGCCCAUGACCUUCUACCACGUGCUGGAUGAGACCAGCCCCCUGCGAGACCUGACACCCCAGAACCUGAAGGAGAAGGAGUUUGAGCUCGUGGUUCUCCUCAACGCCACUGUGGAAUCCACCAGCGCUGUCUGCCAGAGCCGCACCUCCUACAUCCCGGAGGAAAUCCACUGGGGCUUCGAGUUUGUGCCCGUGGUUUCUCUCUCCAAAAACGGGAAGUACGUGGCCGAUUUCAGUCAGUUUGAGCAGAUCCGGAAGAGCCCGGAUUGCACCUUUUACUGCACGGAUUCCGAGAAGCAGAAACUGGAGGAGAAGUACAGGCAGGAGGAUCAGAGGGAUAGGGAAUUGAGGACACUUUUGUUACAACAGAGCAACGUCUGACCACAGGGGUGUCACCUCAGUUUACCUCCACGGGCUGUUUCCACAUCAGAACUCCCUGCAAACACAAAGGUUGCUGUGAAAACGACAAUGGGUAGACACACUCCAAAAAACUGUAGGAACAUACGAAAUCCGUCUAUUCCUUUGAUCUGGUGGCUAAACAAGCAUUUCCAUGUUUGAGAGGGUUUAAGUGCUUUGUCUGGAGUGAACUCUCAAAAUUCAGAUUUUCUAAAAUGGGGCUACAUUUCAAAGAACUUGGUAUAGGGCAAAUUUGGAAUACUGUCCUGUUGGAUAAACAGAUAUUUAGCAAUGCCGAUAUUGAAAGUAAAUGCAUUUCUAUACACGAAUAUUAGCAAUAAUAUAUUUAUUUAACCAAGUAUCAAUGGCAUUAUGGUGGGAGGUUGAAAUGUGGUUCAGUAUUCACUUAUGUCAUUGCUUUAAAAUAUUCUCUUUUUGUUCAGCAGGGAAAAUUUUAUAUAUAAUGAUAGCUCUCUGGUUAUACCUGAAAAGGGGCAGGGUUUUACUUAUAAAACGUAGUAAUUCCAUUUUUACAUUUCUUCAGUGGACUGAAUUGUAUGAAAUGAAAUGAAAUUGACCAAAUUAGCAAUUAACAGUUGUGGAAACAUAUGCAAGUGGAGCUGAUGCUAUUGUUCCCAUUCAUUUUUGUUGUUGUUGUUGGAAUGCACUUGCCCUUUCUAUUCAAAAUGUGGCCCACAGACUGGCAGUGUCAGUCCCAUCUAGGAGCAUGUCAGCCGUGUAGAGCCUCCAGUCCCAGGUGCACUUACAGAACCAGAAUCUGCAUCUUAACAAGACCCCCAAGUGAUUUGUGCACAAAGGAAAGUUUGAAAUGUCCUGCUCUGGGCAGCAUUUUAAAAGUAACAUUCUGAAGCCAUGUGGAAAACUGACUCUUGUGGGCACCACGUCCACAUGGCAUCCACAUCUGUCCUCUCUUCAGUUCACUGUGGGCCAAUAUUCCCUGCGGCCAUUUCAUUUCUUAUCUAUUAAAGUACCUUACCCACAAAGGAACUGUGUAGAAUUAUCCACUGACAUUCCGAGACCAAAAUAAAGCUCUUGAGAGUAAUGGCUGUCAAUUCCAGUUGGAAUUAAAAAAAAAGAAAUUAAGCUGCAUGACAAUACAAGAAAGUUCCUCAGAUGCUGAAAUGUGUAAGGUCAAUGGGGCAUGAGGGACAAGAAACAAGAUGACUCUGAGAUGUAUGAACAAAAUUUUAUAAUCUCAUAACCUUUAAAGAAUACCCUCACUGUUUAAAUAAAGCUCAUAUGAAGAGUAACACUUUGCCUCUGACAAAAUUUAGGGGUCUUGUGCCCUGCAUUUUGGGGGGCAGAAAAAUAAAUGGGUUAGGAUUGGUAAAA